CUGGCGUGUGGUCUUGACUCUUUCCAGUAUCUAGAGGCUGUGCUGUAACCUAGUCUGUUGUAAUGCGCAUUCCCGUAGAUCCCAGCGCCACGCGGAGGUUUAGCCCACCGUCCGGUAGCCUCCAGCCGGUCCCGGCCAAGAUGAACGAGCUCAACACGCCGACCGGGACCGGGCAGCAAGACAGCACAGUGCCAAGGCUCCUGAGAAACUGGAGCAUGGCGGAGAUCAUAGCGGACCACCUGGCGGAACUGGUCCGGACUGACAGCCCAAACUUCCUCUGCUCGGUUUUACCGUCUCACUGGCGAUGCAACAAGACGCUGCCCGUCGCCUUCAAGGUUGUGGGGUUGGGAGAGGUGACUGAUGGGACGGUCGUAACGGUGAUGGCGGGGAACGAUGAGAACUACUCGGCCGAGCUGCGGAACGCAUCGGGAGUGAUGAAGAACCAGGUGGCUCGCUUUAACGACCUGCGCUUCGUGGGCCGCAGUGGACGGG
Messenger RNA from Oncorhynchus keta (chum salmon), 492 nucleotides. RefSeq names its product runt-related transcription factor 3-like. Gene Ontology annotation, cellular component: nucleus. The record is from RefSeq and is a predicted model, not a curated record. Gene Ontology annotation, molecular function: ATP binding; DNA-binding transcription factor activity, RNA polymerase II-specific; RNA polymerase II cis-regulatory region sequence-specific DNA binding. NCBI's taxonomy places the organism in Eukaryota, Metazoa, Chordata, Actinopteri, Salmoniformes, Salmonidae. Gene Ontology annotation, biological process: regulation of transcription by RNA polymerase II; regulation of cell differentiation; neuron differentiation.